AACAAGCUACCAUUUCCAUCACUGUCGUCGUUUGAUUGUGUAAACCACCCAUCAUGAGACUUCUUCCCGCCACCGUGCUGGUGGGAGCUGCCUCUGCGGCAGCCCCGCCUUUCCAGCAGGUCAUGGGCGUCCACCAGGAGCAACUGGAGGAUGUCGUCAGACAGGGCUCCGAUGCCUUCAAGCAUAGUUCGGACGUCUUCUCGAAGCCUCUCGAGCAGCUCAAGGACCACUUCAAUACCCUUUCCGGUGAGGCUCGCGAGCUGUGGGAGGAAGUGUCGAACUACUUCCCCGGCUCUAUGGAUCACGCUCCCAUGCUCUCGCUGCCCAAGAAGCAUACCCGCCGUCCCAGCUCGCACUGGGACCAUAUUGUUAGCGGCCAAGAAGUCCAAAGCAUCUGGGUCACAGGUGCUGAUGGCACUAAGGAGCGUGAGAUCGACGGCAAGCUCGAGGCCUAUGAUCUGCGCGUGAAGAAGGUGGACCCCAGCUCUCUUGGCGUUGAUCCGGAUGUCAAGCAGUACAGUGGUUAUCUUGAUGACAACGAGAAUGACAAGCACCUGUUCUACUGGUUCUUCGAGUCUCGGAACGACCCCGAGAAUGACCCCGUCGUUCUCUGGCUGAACGGUGGUCCCGGCUGCUCUUCUCUUACUGGUUUGUUCAUGGAGCUUGGCCCUAGCUCUAUCAACAGCAAGAUCAAGACUGUCUACAACGACUACUCGUGGAACUCCAAUGCUUCCGUGAUCUUCCUGGACCAGCCUGUCAACGUUGGCUACUCCUACAGCGGCGAGGCUGUCAGCGACACUGUGGCCGCCGGCAAGGAUGUCUAUGCUCUCAUGUCCCUCUUCUUCAAGCAGUUCCCUCAGUAUGCCAAGCAAGACUUCCACAUUGCUGGAGAGUCCUACGCUGGCCACUAUAUCCCCGUCUUUGCCUCGGAGAUUUUGUCCCACAAGAAGCGCAACAUCAACCUCAAGUCCGUGCUGAUUGGAAAUGGCUUGACCGAUGGUCUCACUCAGUAUGAGUACUACCGCCCCAUGGCUUGCGGUGACGGUGGCUACCCUGCUGUUCUGGACGAGCAGAGCUGCCAGGCUAUGGACAACGCUCUGCCCCGUUGCAAGCAGAUGAUUGAGUCUUGCUACAACAGCGAGAGCGCCUGGGUUUGUGUUCCGGCCUCUAUCUACUGUAACAACGCUCUCCUGGCUCCUUACCAGCGCACCGGCCAGAACGUCUACGAUGUUCGCGGAAAGUGCGAGGACGAGUCCAACCUGUGCUACAAGGGCAUGGGGUACGUCAGCGACUACCUCAACCAGGAGCACGUGCGGGAGGCUCUCGGAGCCGAGACUGAGGGUUAUGAAUCGUGCAACUUCGACAUCAACCGUAACUUCCUCUUUCACGGCGACUGGAUGAAGCCUUUCCACCGUCUGGUGCCUGGCCUGCUUGAGCAGAUUCCCGUUCUCAUCUACGCUGGUGAUGCCGAUUUCAUCUGCAACUGGCUCGGCAACAAGGCCUGGACUGAGGCUCUCGAGUGGCCCGGCCAGUCCAAGUUCGCCGACGCCAAGCUGAAGGAUCUUGUCAUUGACCAGAACGAGCAUGUUGGUAAGAAGAUCGGCCAGGUUAAGUCACACGGCAACUUCACCUUCAUGCGCCUCUACGGCGGUGGCCACAUGGUCCCAAUGGACCAGCCCGAGUCCAGCCUGGAGUUCUUUAACCGCUGGCUGGGCGGCGAGUGGUUCUAG
This is a messenger RNA of Penicillium cinerascens, 1730 nucleotides long. RefSeq names its product carboxypeptidase C PRC1 (gene cp3). The record is from RefSeq and is a predicted model, not a curated record. Gene Ontology annotation, cellular component: fungal-type vacuole. Gene Ontology annotation, biological process: proteolysis. Bases 54 to 1730 code for a protein of 558 amino acids. NCBI's taxonomy places the organism in Eukaryota, Fungi, Ascomycota, Eurotiomycetes, Eurotiales, Aspergillaceae. The transcript has 2 exons. Gene Ontology annotation, molecular function: serine-type carboxypeptidase activity.